This is a messenger RNA of Ctenopharyngodon idella (grass carp), 1573 nucleotides long. RefSeq names its product transmembrane 4 L six family member 21b (gene tm4sf21b). The coding region runs from base 384 to 977 and encodes 197 amino acids. Lineage: Eukaryota; Metazoa; Chordata; Actinopteri; Cypriniformes; Xenocyprididae. The transcript is spliced from 5 exons. The record is from RefSeq and is a predicted model, not a curated record. Gene Ontology annotation, cellular component: membrane.
CCUGAAUAGAUAUCAUUGCAAGCAUUGCACCUAUUUACUUUAUAUGGUUAAAUGGUUAGCAUUAACAAAAGCAUUAAGAACAAUGUCUCCUUUGUGCAAAACAGUUUUCUGUCUAAUACCCAUCAUUCAGUAUGUUUCUACAUUUAAAAAAAUGACUGUUUUUGAAAGAGUGACAUUGAUCAUUCAAAGUACAGUCAUAUUUUUAUGACAACUAAUAUAUCAUAAAGAUGUGACAUCAGUACCCGACCUGACGUCAGAUAGGUGUGUUAAUAUAGAGUAUUUAUAAUCUGUCCUCUCUUCAUUUUAGCACUAGAGAAUAAAGGCUUACACACUUAAAGUCUGUUUAAUAUUUCUGAGCCUUAACAAAACAGAAUAUUUACAUCAUGUGUACAGGAAAGUGCGCUAAGUUUAUUGGCAUCAGCCUCUAUCCGCUGGCACUGCUGUCCAUCAUCUGUAACAUUUUUCUGUUUUUCCCUGAUUUUCAAAUUACUUAUUCCAAGGAGGAUGCAGAGGGAUUCUACCGUCUUACAGAUGAGAUCAAAUACAUGGGAGGCGUUGUUGGAGGAGGUAUCUUGGUAUUGAUUCCUGCGAUUCACAUCCAUAGCACUGGGAGAGAAGGCUGUUGUGCAAACCGCUGUGGGAUGUUCCUGUCCAUUAUCUUUGCUGCAAUUGGUGUGGUUGGUGCUUUGUACAGUGGUGUUAUAGCUGUGCUUGGUUUGGUUAAUGGACCAGUUUGCUUGCCUGAACAUGGUGAUUGGAGCAGACCAUUCAUGAACAGCACUGAAAACUACUUGGGAAACCCUGACAUUUGGGACACUUGCAAAGAACCAGAAAAUAUUGUGGAGUUCAACAUUGGCCUGUUUGUCGCCCUGCUGGUGGCUGCUUGUUUAGAACUGCUGCUCUGUGGAUUUCAGGUGCUCAACGGCCUCUUUGGAUGCAUCUGUGGUACAUGCAAUCGCAAAGAGGUCGUGGCAUAAGUUCAAAAUGACAACAGACCAGAUAACACAGGAUCAAGAUCUAUUACCACACAUUGGUUCUCAGUACCAACGUGUGACCAUUAAUAAAUAUGGAAGUGAACAGUAAUUAAGAAAGGACCUGUAAAACUUACUUCACUGAUUAACAUCUUCUCUAUUGAAACAUUGUUUGCAUGUCAUACUAUUGAAUAAUAGACUGAGAAAAUGUGGCAGGAAACACUCCCUGAUCAUCAAUGUGGAUAAAAUGGGUUCAUUUGUUGUGUAAAUGUAAAUAUGUUAAAGUUGUAUUUAUUUUCUUAUUUUAUGUUGUAAAAUAUUUAGAUGGUUUAAAUUAUAGUUCAAUGUUAUGUUAAAAUCAAUGCAUUUAUAUUUACAUAGACAUUUUUAAUUUAUUAAAAUGAAUAUAGAUACACAAUUAAUUAUUUCUUUAAAAAAAACUGCCCCUUCCCAGUGUUACAUCUGCUGAUGCUGGUGGCAGGUGCGAUUUACGGUGGAGGAAGGAUUGGCUUGUUUUUAUCAGGCAGACCUUUUUUUUUUUGCUAAGAUCUAAAUGUUCAGAUGUUUAACACAUUUUAUUCUAAAUAAAACUUUUAACAGGU